Molecule: messenger RNA, 2982 nt
Organism: Phyllostomus hastatus (greater spear-nosed bat)
Lineage: Eukaryota; Metazoa; Chordata; Mammalia; Chiroptera; Phyllostomidae
Gene: ARHGEF38
Product: Rho guanine nucleotide exchange factor 38
Exons: 14
Coding region: 113-2446 (777 amino acids)
Cellular component (GO): cytoplasm
Molecular function (GO): guanyl-nucleotide exchange factor activity; protein binding
Source: RefSeq, a predicted model, not a curated record
AGGGGGCAGUUAAACUUGACACUCUGGUGGUUUUAACCCUCACCCUGAGGCACUUUAGCAACCAACAACCAGCCAUACCCUGCAAAGCCUCUGAAGCUUAUCUUUGCCUCAGAUGGAGCCCGAAGAAGCCACUGGGAAAGAAAACGUGGGCACCAAGAAGAAGAACCUGACUUUCUUGAGGCCCCGGCUCUAUAUGCUGGAGAGAAGGAAGACAGACACUGUGGUUGAGAGCAGUGCUUCUGGGGACCACUCUGGCACCCUGAGGAGGAGCCAGUCUGACAGGACCGAAUACAACCAGAAACUACAAGAAAAGAUGACUCCACAGGCCGGGUGUCUUGCGGCUGAGCCCCCAACGCAGGAGGAGGAGCAUCAGACGCGGAGAAUGAUGGCAAAGCGGUUGAAAAUCAUCAAGGAGCUGAUACAGACGGAGAAGGACUAUCUCAACGAUCUAGAUCUGUGCAUUAAGGAAGUGGUCCAGCCCUUGAGAAAUAAACAGAUUGAUGGGCUGGACGUGGACAGCUUGUUUAGCAACAUUGAAUCUGUGCAUCAGCUAUCCGCCAAGCUUCUGUCAUUGUUGGAAGAGGCCACAACAGACGUGGAACCGGCCAUGCAAGUCAUUGGAGAAGUAUUCUUGCAGAUUAAAGGGCCACUGGAAGAUAUUUAUAAAACCUACUGCUAUCACCACGACAAAGCGCACAGUGUACUGGAGUCCUAUGAAAAGGAGGAGGAGCUGAAGCAACAUUUGAGCCUCUGCAUCCAGUCCUUAAAGAAAAUAUACAUUCAAGAAGGCAAACCAAACUUGACCAACAUGGGCUCCUUGAUGAUCAAACCCAUCCAGCGUGUGACGAAAUACCCCCUGCUACUGUGCGAACUUCGUAACUCCACCCCGCCCUCCCAUCCGGACUUCAGAGCACUGGAGGAUGCCUUCGCUGCAGUCAAAGACAUUAACGUAAACAUCAAUGAACUUAAACGGCGGAAAGAUUUAGUUCUAAAAUACAAGAAGAAUGAUGAGGAUGAAACGUUUAAAGAUAAAUUGUCUAAGCUAAAUAUUCAUUCAAUUAGCAAGAAAUCAAAGAGAAUGACAAAUUAUCUAAAGAUUCUGACCAGAGGAGAAUCACAGGUGAAAGACAACACCUUUAAUAGAGAAGAAAAGCUCUUUAGAUCUUUAGAAAAGACCGUGAGGCACUGUGUGAAGAACGUGUCGUUCUGUCUUCAACACAUACAGGAGGCUGUGGGCUCACCUCUGCAGAGUGUAAAGGAGCUCCAGGAGAUUUCCUGCAUCAAGGAUGAGGAGGAGAGAGCCCACUCGGAGGCCCCGAGUCAUGCCUCAAAUCCCUGCGAUGACUUUGCAGCUCAUUUACAGAAGCUCGUGCUGACGCCCCUGGCAGCCCUGCUGUCCCUGUUCCCAGGGCCUCACAAGCUCAUCCAGAAACGCUAUGACAAACUGCUGGACUACAACAGCUACCUGCAGGGGGCAGCAGGAGACGAAUCGGACUUGGCCAAGAAGGAGUAUGAGGCCCUCAACGCCCAGCUUGUGGAAGAGCUCCAGGUGUUCAACCAGGCCGCGCGGAAGAUCCUGUGGAACAGUCUGUGCAGUUUCAUCACCCUCCUCAGGGACCUGGCGCUGGUGGUACAGAGGCUUUAUUCCACCGUGGUGCCGGUACCACUGUUGGUUUCAAACAUCUCUGAAAUACAGAAUAGAGUACUAGAAGAAGUUCAAAAUCUAAAUUUUGUCAAGGAUAACAGUGCCACAUUUAUUGAGAGGAAACUUAGUUUUGAAAAGAAGAAGCCUGGGCAAAUUCCGCCAGAAGUGCCACAUCAAACUGACACUCACCGCUCCAAGCUUCUAUCCACAUACAGUACAGAGGAACUCUACCAAGCUAAGCGCAAGUGCAACGCUACGCAAGAGUAUGACAUCGAUCUUCUAGAAGGGGAGUUGGUGGCUGUGAUGGAGCAGAAAGAUCCAUUGGGGAGUACUAGCAGGUGGCUUGUUGACACAGGAAUUAUAAAAGGGUAUGUGUACUCUUCCUUCCUAAAACCGUACAAUCCAGCAAAAGUACAGAAGGAAGGUGAUGAGAGCAAGUCCUUCAAUGAUGAUUUUGAUAACAUCAGCCUCUUCGUGUCUGCGCGGCCAGCGAGGGACAGUGUCACGAGCACCCCGGAAGGUAGCAUAAGCGACAGCAGUUCAUCUCUCAGUGGCACAGGUGGAAAGUUUGAGACAAACGGCACUGACGACAGUUUUCAAGAGGUAGAUGAACAGAUUUUCUAUGCAGUUCACGCCUUUCAAGCACGAAGUAACCAUGAACUCAGCCUUCAGGAAUACCAAAGAGUCCAUAUACUUAGAUUCUGUGACCUAAGUGGCAAUAAAGAAUGGUGGUUAGCUGAAGCUCAAGGGCAAAAAGGAUAUGUGCCAGCUAACUACCUUGGGAAGAUGACUUAUGCUUAAGGAAAUAAGGCUUUUGACCCACUUUCUGACAGGCUGUUGACUGACUACCUCAUAAGGCUGACAUUACAAUGUUGGCCAGGAAAUCAAGAAACCUCCAGACUACAUGAACUGGUACUGUGUCAGGUUUUAAAGAAGGCUGUGCCUCCUAACAAGGUCAUUCAAACUGUAUUAUGAAUAUAUAUUGAAGGAAACACUAAACAAACUGAGACAGCCCAAGCUCCAACUAUGAAUUGCUAAAAAGUGGAAAUAUUUUGAAAAAAUGUAUUCUUUACCAUCGUAAAAAGUUGGCCUUAAGGACAAGGUGUUUUCAAUUUACUGUAUUUUAUUUUUCUGUAUUAUGUAUUUUGCCUCAAAAUGUUGUUUUUCAUGUCUGUUGCACAGGCAUGCACAUAUACACCAUAUUCAUUACAUGGUUUAUAUGCAUUUAUGUGUACUAUAUGGUAUAGAUUAUCUACCAUAUAUGUAUGAACCAGGGAGUAUACUAAAUACACGUAAGAAUAGGAAUUGAUCAUUAAUAGCCAACUAGAAGUCUGAUG